AUGGCCCAAACACCGUCGACGGGAAAAGGCUCUAGAGGAGGUCACAGUCGCUCAUUUGGUGGCUGCGAGAACUGUCGCCGACGCCAUCUGAAGUGCGAUGAGACUCGACCGUUCUGCCUCGUCUGCCAGCGAGAUGGACGUGAAUGUGCCGGAUAUGUAAGGAACAUCUUCUUCUGGCCUGAUGACCGCGCCGCCGCAGACCGCAUCCGGCGCCAUCUCUUCACUGACACAGAGCAACGCGCCAUGAGCGAGUCGCUUCUGGCCCAUACCUCACAGGAAGAUGCGGUGAGGUUCCUGCAGGAGAUCGACGCCGAGGGCGAGAAUGUGUCCGAAAUCUUGUCUGUGCCGUUUGAAGCUGCUCGGGGACCUUUCGGGGUGCUUCGAUUCAUCAAGCCGGUUGAACAGCAGCACCUCUUGAGUGUCCCCGUCCCCGUCCCCGUCCCAUGCCCUGCUGAUUGCACAGUCUCGGGCGAGAAGGAUGUGCCAGACUCAUUCGCUUGGGACUGUGACUUUCUCGGCGACAUCGCACCACCCGACUUAGCCUCACAAUACGGGUUGCCCCCUCUUGCCUCUGCAGAUUCCGACUUCCCAGACCUGAGCAAUUCAAUGGGGGAGAUUUGGACAGGGAUAGAUCCGGAGAAUACGGCCCAAGAUGAUGAGAUGGGUAGGGCUCCGACCCAGCUGCCACUUCUUACCUCCUUGAGCCCGGCGGUAUCCACCAACCGUCUCCCCGAGGAUGCGGCGUUUCUCCUUAACCACUACGUGAAUUCCGUGAUUGGCUUCAUGACUCCUGUCAGAGGCACCAAAUCCCCUUGGCAUAUCAUUUUUUAUACACAUGCCAAAGAGACAGUGGCGACCUUGGCGCUGGGCCAAACCCCGGAUUCUGCCAGUUUGAGUAUCUUCUAUGCCAUUCUCUCUGUCAGCGCCUACAGGUCGAGGAUAGCCUCAGUAAGUCAAAUUUGGCAUGUUCAGGCGAACAAAUACAAGGUGAAAGCAUUGGAAAGCCUCAAACAGGCCAUACGCGAGGCGUCCACCGUGCCCAAAAAAUUCAAAUAUAAGUCAUUAUUGGUGGCGUUACUCACCAUGAUUCAAGUCGCUAUUCUAUCGGGCGCACCAGAUCAGGCAGAGUACUAUCUGUUUGACGCGGAGAAGCUGAUUCGGUUGCGCGGCUUGACCAAACCCCAAAAGUCCCGAAGGGUUCGUCUACUGCAUCACUGUUACUCAUACCAGCGGAUCCUCUACGAAAGCACCUUUGUCCUGGCUUCUGAGAGUAGUCAGCGGAACAGUGUCCUCCGAGCGGUUGAGCGGAGCGGCUCGUGCAUUGCUGACCAAGACAGUCCGACGUUCAAAUUGGGCCGCUGGAGUCGACUGGAAGAGACCAUGCGCGAGAUCAAGAGCAAGGAAUCUGGCGAGAACGAUCUCCACUUAGAGAGACCGGGAAUAUGGUCUGCCUCCCUUUAUCCCGACAUUUUCGGGCUUCCCGAGUCCUUCUUAGUCCUUUUGUCGCAGGCAAUUCGCCUUGGCAACGAAAGGGACACUGGUAAUGCCGAACUCAGCUGGAGCGAAUUCUGGAGCCGAGCGAGUUCCUUGGAACGGUGCAUCUUGCAAUGGCAGGAGACUUACCAGACUGAAUUGGAUCGGAAUACCGGCACGUUAGACCGCCAUGUUGACGACAGCCGCUCCGCCUUGGGCCACCUUCUAGGAGCACUCAACCACGCGUUGUCCAUCUACUUUUAUAGAAGAGUCUACGACCUCGACGCUUCGAUUCUGCAAGGAAAAAUCAGCCUGGUCAGAGACCAUCUGCUGCAAUAUGACCAGCACAAUGCCGGCUUCGCACGCUACCAUUCGGGCUUUAUUUGGCCCGCCUUCAUCGCUGCGUGCGAAGCUACUGACCCCGUCUUGCAAGCCUCCUUCUCCAUGUGGUUCAAGCAGGGUGUCGAAGAAACCGGAUUGCCCUCCAUGACCACAAUGUUGGGGGUAGCGGAACAGGUCUGGGCCGCAAAACGCACUGGAGCUCACAAACACAGCUGGCGGGAAGUACUGAGAAAAAACAACAUCUGCCUUUUUUACUCAUGA
Molecule: messenger RNA, 2076 nt
Organism: Cladophialophora bantiana CBS 173.52
Lineage: Eukaryota; Fungi; Ascomycota; Eurotiomycetes; Chaetothyriales; Herpotrichiellaceae
Exons: 3
Coding region: 1-2076 (691 amino acids)
Biological process (GO): positive regulation of transcription by RNA polymerase II
Cellular component (GO): nucleus
Molecular function (GO): zinc ion binding; DNA-binding transcription factor activity, RNA polymerase II-specific; transcription cis-regulatory region binding
Source: RefSeq, a predicted model, not a curated record